This is a messenger RNA of Pyricularia oryzae 70-15, 1935 nucleotides long. RefSeq lists its product as uncharacterized. The transcript has 2 exons. Bases 1 to 1935 code for a protein of 644 amino acids. The record is from RefSeq and is a predicted model, not a curated record. NCBI's taxonomy places the organism in Eukaryota, Fungi, Ascomycota, Sordariomycetes, Magnaporthales, Pyriculariaceae.
AUGCCCAGGCUCUCGACUGGAAGCGGGAGCCAAAGCGGCCUACCGACGAGCGCACCCGGCCUGGGUCAGUACGCGGCCAGCUGCUGCGUGAUGCGCGCCUCCUUUGCCAUCUACAGCACCGUACCCGGUAUGACGUACGAAAGGCUGGAGGACAUUGCGCUCUACCUCUCCGGCGAGCAGGCAAGGUUGGUGCCUCUGGAGCUACACACGGGUGAGCUCAUUGACCUGAUGGAUCCCGGCGAGCCGCUACCCGAGGAAGUUGACGAGGAUCUGCUGGGCUUGCGGCCGUGCCCGUUCAGAGUGAGGGAGGAUGGAGAGGAGGGCGACGAGGCGUGUCCAUGGACUGGUCUGCUGGACGGAUUUUGCACAACUGGAGGAAAGACCGCUCAAGGUGCCGUGGCUCAACCGCCGCUGAAGAAUACCGAGAAGGAAGUGAAAAUGUUGGUCUCAGCGGACGAGAACAAACCGACAACGGUCGACUCAAAGCCCUCAAGUCCCCGUGUGACCUUGAGCGCUGAGCAGAUAGCGAACAUGCAUUGUCCAAUCAAGAGGGCAAAAUUGACAGAGUCGAUGGCAACUGUGGGCUGGGUAUACCUCGACGACAUCCCGUGUCCUGAAGAACGGGCCCGGCAAGAGGCAGCCCUUUUGGCAUCCUCUAUCGCCCAAGUAUCUUCACGACUCGAGCCUCAGUCAGGCACAAAGUCACAACCCCAAGAGCCUCCAGCCAAGCCGCCUGUAAAAGUUACACUGACUCCCGAACAGAUUCGCAAUAUGCACUGUCCCAUCAAGCGGGCAAAGCUAACAGCCUCCAUGGAGACUGUCGGUUAUGUCUACCUGGAUGACAUCCCCUGUCCAGAGGAAAGGGCUAGACAAGAAGCUGCCCUCAAGAUUGGUGCUGGCGCUGCUGUGGACUCGGACACAUACAGCACUGACACUUCGAAAGGGGCAGUCCAGAAAGAACAAAAGAACUCUAUAUCACGUUUUGGAUCCGAGCCAGCUCGAAACAGGAGCUCUUGUCGACGAGCUUCAGUGCUGCCUCGAAUUGAUGAUGCACUUGGUAUGGAUGGUGCCAGCGACAUUGGGCCGGCCAGCGAGAGACGCAAAGGAUUUCGCCAUGUCAAGUAUGACAAUAGUGUUGACUCUGAAAAGCCAAGCCGGCGCUCAAGAGAGUCAACAAGUGCACUGCCUCGGGGAAGAAGCUCCAAUAGCUCGACCUCGUCAUCCAGCACCCGCAAGUCUUCAAUCAAGCAGAUAAAACGAUCCAGAAGAGAAUCACAAUAUCCAUCCUCGCGUGUCGAAAGGUCUUCCUCUGCCUCUCAGAAACAGCUGUCAAAACUAGACAAGACAUAUCAGACCUCUCGGCGCACCUCGGUGGUCUCGUCGGCACAAGGUACUUCAUCGCGCUCCCCAAACGCCUCCCGCAGGUCUACAGUCGAAAUGGUCCGAAUUCCCCGGCCUGCAGAGGAUGAGAACUUUUGGCGACCGCCAUUGCUGGUUCGGCCCGCAACCCUUACGCCGCUGAUGGGACCGGUAGGACUCCGGAUGGUGCUCAUCACUCACAUGGCGAGCGACAAGGACCCGCAAAAGUGCAAGUUUGGCGGGCCCGACAACCUGUCGAUUGUGCCAUGGGCGUUCCUGGUUGUGGUCGAGGACGAUUUUGACUUGACUCAAGAAAGCCAAUACACCGGAUCAAAAACACAGUCGCGACCGCACUCGCUUUUGGUGGUGUACGGUGACGUUACAGAAGUGGUGGAGGGGCGUUCAAACCGUGUGCCGGUUGACAGCUUCUUCUUUGAUCCCAAGUUUGCGCAAAUGAUGCUCUCGGCCGUGUUGCUAGGUCAGCGAACACUGGGGGCGGCGAAGCAAUACUACAACGUUGAUGGUCCUGGGUAUAACGAAGAAGUCUGCUACGACCUGGAGACUUGGAGUUCUUGA